AUGGCUGACGCGAAUGGAUCCUCACAAGCCGAAUUACUCUGGCGACACCCCUCACCACAGGACUCGAAGCUGUGGGACUUUCUCCAAAGAGUAAACAAAAAGCACAACAAGAACUUCAAGACAUAUCACGACCUCUACCAAUGGAGCAUCGACAGCGUCUCCGAUUCCUGGGGCGAGAUCUGGGACUAUGUCGGUGUUCGAACCUCGCAACCGUACAAACGAGUCGUCUCGGAUGAGAAUACCAUGUUCCCGCGACCAGCAUGGUUUCCAGGAGCGAAGCUGAACUUUGCAGAGAACUUGCUAUUUCCAACUCAAGAGGUCGACGAGAACAGCCCGGCGGUCAUUGCAGCGACGGAGACGACCAGGGAGACUGUCACAUGGAAAGAGCUGCGAGAAGGAGUACGGUAUUGCCAGGCCGGGAUGAAGUCUCUGGGGCUGAACCCGGGCGAUCGAGUUGCUGGAUACGUUGCGAAUCAUACCAAUGCACUCGUGGCUUCGCUGGCUGCAUCAUCACUUGGAGCAAUUUGGACAGCCGUCAGCCCGGAUACUGGUGUUACAGCCGUCUUGGAUCGAAUGGUUCAGAUCGAGCCGAGUUUACUAUUCACGGACAACGCAGUCAUGUACAAUGGCAAGACACAUCCUGUUCUACCGAAGGUCAAGGACAUUAUGGAAGGCCUGCCGAGUUUGAAAGCGACGAUCAUAUUCGAUACGGUUUCGUCAAUGGGUUCGAAAGUUGAAGGACUCUCAGAAGAAUUGAGCAGCAAGGUAUAUGGAUUCGAGCUAUUCGUCCAGCCAGCGUCUCCAUCAGGAACUCUACAUUUCGAACAGCUCGAUCCAGAUACGCCAGUAUACAUCCUCUACUCGUCAGGUACUACGGGAGCACCGAAGUGUAUAGUCCACGGCGCGAUUGGUACCCUGAUCCAGCACAAGAAAGAACACAUCCUUCAAUCGGACAUUCGACCUGGUGAUCGCCUCUUCUACUUCACUACUUGUACCUGGAUGAUGUGGCACUGGCUGGUAUCUGGUCUGGCCGCAGGUGCAACACUGGUUCUGUACGAUGGCUCUCCCUUCCAAUAUCUCUCGAACGGAGAAUCUGUCAAGGACGACCUGGCGAUGCCUAAGCUCAUCGACGAGAUUGGAAUCACCCAGUUUGGAACCAGCGCAAAAUAUCUGUCAGUGCUGGAACAGCGAAAUGUCUUUCCUAAGGAACAAGGGUUGACUCUCAAGACCCUGAAGGCAAUAUACUCGACCGGCUCGCCUCUUGCGCCUUCAACGUUUCAAUACGUGUACAAAGCGUUCGGUCAGAUCAAUCUCGGAUCGAUUACUGGCGGCACGGAUAUCAUCUCGCUCUUUGGCGCGCCAUGUCCGCUACAUCCUGUCUACACUGGAGAAAUCCAAGUCUUGGGUCUUGGAAUGGCUUGCCAGGCGUGGGACUUCCAGGGCAAGGAUGUCAGCAAAGAAGGCGAGCCCGCAGAUCUUGUCUGUGUGAAACCAUUCCCAUGUCAACCGGUAAAAUUCUGGGGCAAGGAUGGCGAGUCGAAAUACAAGGCAUCCUACUUCGAAGAAUUCCCUGGUGUAUGGCAUCACGGCGACUUCAUACGCUUCAACCCAGAAACAGGCGGCUUGAUCAUGCUUGGUCGAUCAGACGGCGUACUGAAACCAUCUGGUGUUCGUUUUGGUUCUGCAGAACUUUACAACGUCCUCCUGAAGCACUUCCCAGACCAAGUGGAAGACGGCCUUGCCAUUGGACGAAGACGAGAGCAAGAUGACGACGAGACCGUUGUUUUGUUUGUCAAGAUGAAGGCUGGCGAGAAGUUCAACGAUCAACUAGUACAAGAUAUCAAGAGCGUGGUCAGGAAAGAGCUUUCAGCAAGACAUGUGCCUGGAAUCAUCGACGAGUGUCCUGAUAUACCCGUCACGACCAAUGGCAAGAAGAUCGAGAAGAGCGUCAAGCAGAUCUUGUGUGGGUUGAAUAUCAAGACGAGCACGAGUGUGGCCAAUCCGGAUUGUCUGGACUUUUAUCGACAGUGGACAGAGACUCAUUGA
Zasmidium cellare ATCC 36951 is the source of this 2046-nucleotide messenger RNA. RefSeq lists its product as uncharacterized. Gene Ontology annotation, biological process: lipid metabolic process. The transcript has a single exon. NCBI's taxonomy places the organism in Eukaryota, Fungi, Ascomycota, Dothideomycetes, Mycosphaerellales, Mycosphaerellaceae. The coding region runs from base 1 to 2046 and encodes 681 amino acids. Gene Ontology annotation, molecular function: acetoacetate-CoA ligase activity. Gene Ontology annotation, cellular component: cytosol. The record is from RefSeq and is a predicted model, not a curated record.